Molecule: messenger RNA, 829 nt
Organism: Papilio polytes (common Mormon)
Lineage: Eukaryota; Metazoa; Arthropoda; Insecta; Lepidoptera; Papilionidae
Product: 23 kDa integral membrane protein-like
Exons: 5
Coding region: 65-829 (254 amino acids)
Cellular component (GO): membrane
Source: RefSeq, a predicted model, not a curated record
UCAUGUGAUCGAUAGCUCAGCACUCCCUGUCGGGUUUUCCAUCACACCGCACACGACAUCCACCAUGAAGCCACUAAGUAUCCGCUGCAUGAAGUUCUUUCUUACAUUGCUCAAUAUCUUGUUCAUUUUGUUCGGGUUGGCAUUGAUCGCGGUGUCGGUGAUGAACAUGCGCGAGCGCAGAAUCCGGCCUGAACAGUCCACUGUCUCUCGUGGAGUGCUGUCUUUCCUGUUGACUGUGGGUUUGGCGCUGCUUGUUGCGGCGGUGCUGGGCUGCGUCGGUGCACUUAGAGAAAAUGUCAAGUUACUCUAUGCGCAUGCAUGUUUCUUCAUCUUCCUGAUACUGCUGGAAGCAGCUGUGGCAGUAGGCGGCGCACUAGUCAGUACGUGGGUCACAAGCGGCAAUAGCCUUCGCGGACAAUUUUUCAAGAACGCCACGAUUGAGGACCAGACCACUCAAGCAUAUUGGGACCGUAUCCAGGCAGAGGUGAUGUUCAUUUUAUAUAAGGGAAUGUAUGGUCCACGAGACUACAAAUCCCUCCAACGUGAAAUACCAGCAUCUUGUUGUCCUGAAGGAUAUCCUAUAAAAGAGGGGGGAGCUAGGAAACAUCUGCAUGGUUCCUGUAUCGCUGAACGAACGUACUAUGCCAGAGGCUGUGAGAAGGUUUUGCUCCACAAGAAAGCUUACAAAGGCAACAUCAUCAUUGUAUCUGGUGUUGUUUUUAUUAUGUUCGAAAUUCUCUGCGAGUCCUUGGCGGUCUGGAUGGCCAGGACGAUUAAAUCGGAGCGCAAAAGAAUGCAACAAAACUUGCAAGCGCAUUUCGAAUCUUAG